Molecule: messenger RNA, 2094 nt
Organism: Cuscuta campestris
Lineage: Eukaryota; Viridiplantae; Streptophyta; Magnoliopsida; Solanales; Convolvulaceae
Source: the annotation of a GenBank genome assembly
AACGGUCGACCGUUUAGCGCGACGGUCGACCUUGAUCUUCAUCUGGUCGGAUUUGACGGAUCACCGUGACGGUCGACCGUUGUUGACUGUCGUGGUCCGUUUCGAUGUUUAACGUGACAGUCGACCGUUUGCGUCGACCAUUUGGGUCUGCGAAUCUUUCUCUUGAUAUUUUGAGUGUCCAAAAAUACUUCUUUAAGUCUUUUAAACACCUUUGAUUAAUAUAUACAUAUUUUUGGGUUGAUUACAAAUGUUUAUAUAUACUUAUGUAUAUAUAUAUAUAUAUAUAUAUAUAUAUAUUAACUUUAUGAUUUUGGUGUAUUAUGGUCUUAACAUAAGGAUGACUUAUAUAUGCGUCACAUAUAUAUUUUGGAAUGAUUUCAACAAAUGGAUUAACAUAUAUGUUCAUGUACGCAUGUGAUGAAUGAUUCGACAAGCCUAACGCAAAGGUACAGACCUGGAAAUCAUUGGCCGAAACCUUACGGAUGAGCGGGAGUGGAAACAACAUCGAAAUUCACCAACUUUGUCAUUCUCGUCACAAUUGGACAGCCUGCGGUAUUUUGGGCAUAUCUCCAUCGUUUCUUCACGGAAUUGCAAACCGUUUGAUUCUGUGGAUUCCUAGGAUGUAUAUAGAAAGUGUUUUGAGAUAAUGAAUUUAAAAUAGCUUAAAUUGGACCUGAAGUUAGGAGAAAGUUGCAGUCCAAAAUUUUGAAUACUCUGGUGAACAACGGUUCUGACGAUUAACCCAUUAACUUCAAUAUUCCAACACCGAACCUUCUCUACGAUACCUUCCGGAUGUUCCUAAUAAUUGUUAGAGAGUUUAUGAUGAGUAUUUGGAAUGGAACAACAUGAAUAUGGUGAAGAAACAUGGUCCAACCCGAGGAGCUCGCCACCACUGGCGCAGUCCCGGAAUUUUGGCCAUAUCUUCUUCGUUACUUAAUGAAAUCGCGAGCCGUUUGUUGGGCUGGAUUCGUAUCGUCCGGGGCUACAACUUUGGUUCAAGAAGUUUUUCGAAAUAAUGGAUGGAAAAUUUCAGUUUUUACCUCAAAGUGGACUGAUGUAUUUUGGACUCAAGGUUUGGAAACUAUGGAUGGUUUUCUUGCUUCUUCUCCUUCUUCCUUAGCAUACAAUUAUGGAGCAUUGAUGUUUUCUUCUCCUUCUUUGGGCUGCCGACAGAGAGAGAAUGAGGAGGAGAUGGCUUUAGAAAACGUUGACCGCAAUGAAGAUGAGCUUGUUGAAGAUGAAGAAAUGCAUGGAGACGAGGAUGAGUUUGAUGCUGACGAGAACAAACAUAGGAAAAGAAUGGGGCAGCAGACGCUGAUCUAUAGCUUCGUGGCGCAAGGGACAGCGAUUCUGGCGGACUACACGGAGUUCACCGGCAAUUUCACCGGCGUCGCCGCCCAAUGCCUCCAGAAACUUCCCGCUUCAAGCAAUAGAUUCACCUACAAUUGCGAUGACCACACCUUCAACUACCUCGUGGAAAACGGUUUCACCUACUGUGUUGUUGCUGCUGAGUCUGCUGGAAGGCAAAUUCCAAUUGCUUUCUUAGAGCGUGUAAAGGAUGAUUUCUACAAGAAAUAUGGUAAAGGGAAAGGUGCUACUGCAGGUGCCAAUAGCCUGAAAAAGGAAUAUGGGCCAAAACUGAAAGAGCACAUGAGGUAUUGUGCUGAACAUCCAGAGGAAAUGAGCAAAAUUGCAAAGGUUAAGGCUCAGGUUAAUGAAGUUAAAGGAGUGAUGAUGGGAAAUAUCGAGAAGGUUCUGGACCGUGGUGAGAAGAUUGAGCUUUUAGUAGAUAAAACUGACAACCUACGAUCGCAGGCACAGGAUUUCCGGAAGCAAGGGACCAAGAUGAAGAGGAAGAUGUGGUUUGAAAACAUGAAGAUAAAAUUGGUUGUGGCGGGUAUUUUUGCACUCUUGAUUCUCAUGAUCAUCCUGUCCGUCUGUCCUCAUUUCAACUGCUAGUUGCAUUGCGGGCGAAGGUCGUCCGGCUUAACCCAUUUCCUGCAAAGCGGUUCCCUUAAUAAGCAUAUGGUUGAUUGAUUCAUGCAUGGUGUUCUUGGUACGCGGUUCUUUGCCCAAUAUACAUGACCACAUAUA